AUGCUGCUACAUCAACAGAACAUGCUACAAGAUCACGUACGCACGGGAACCUACGAGCGCGCAAUGCUCUCCAACCCGACGGAUUUUCGGGACAAGGUGGUGCUAGACGUAGGCACCGGCUCGGGUAUUUUAGCCUUCUUCGCUAUCAAGGCGGGUGCUCGUAAAGUGUACGCCGUCGAGCUGAGCAACAUGGCUGAAUGUGCUCGGGAGCUGGUAGCCGCCAACGGUCUAAGCGAUCGUAUCACAGUCAUCAAGGGUAAGAUGGAGGAGGUGGAGCUUCCUGAGCUGGUGGACGUCGUGGUGUCGGAGCCCAUGGGCUUUUUUCUCGUACACGAGCGCAUGCUUGAGACUUUUGUAACUGCUGGUAAGCAGUGGCGGCAACCGGCGCCCAGCUUCAAGAUGUUUCCGUCCACAGGCACCAUGUUCGUGUCGCCAUUCUCGGAUGAUAGUAUAUACCGAGAGCAGAUGGCCAAGGUGGCGUUCUGGCAGCAGCAAAACUUCUACGGCGUCAAUCUGUCGAGUCUUCGGGCGCAAGCCAUGGACAACCACUUCUCACAGCCCGUCGUUGGAUAUUUCCCUCCGGACAUUUUACUGAGCUCUCGAUUCGCUGAGCAUGUUUUGGACUUCGCCGAUAUCACCAAGGACCAACUGAACACGUUUGACUUUCCCUUCCACUUUGAAGUCGAACGUACCGCAAUCAUGCACGGCCUCGGCUGCUGGUUCACCGUCGAUUUCUUGGGAUCAGAUGCGCGUGUAGUGCUCAGUACGGCACCACACGACCCAGGAACGCAUUGGUAUCAGUGCCGACUUCUACUCGCCACCCCGAUAGCAGUCAACGCGUCGCAAAGUAUUAGCGGCAAUCUCCACUUCGUCGCAAACAAAAAGUUCAGCUACGAUAUUGACGUCGAAGUUCGUCUUGACGGGACGUCAAUUGUGUCACGGAACCAUAUUCGGCUGCACGACCAGAUGUACCAUUAUCUGCACUCUCCUGGGGUUGAGUCAGGCGCGGCCACGACCGACGGAACGCAGCAACAGAACUCGUCAUACUGA
This is a messenger RNA of Phytophthora infestans T30-4, 1050 nucleotides long. RefSeq names its product histone-arginine methyltransferase, putative. The transcript is spliced from 2 exons. Gene Ontology annotation, molecular function: protein-arginine N-methyltransferase activity. The record is from RefSeq and is a predicted model, not a curated record. Bases 1 to 1050 code for a protein of 349 amino acids. Gene Ontology annotation, biological process: peptidyl-arginine methylation. Lineage: Eukaryota; Oomycota; Peronosporomycetes; Peronosporales; Peronosporaceae.